Abrus precatorius (Indian licorice) is the source of this 2332-nucleotide messenger RNA. Its product is annotated as pentatricopeptide repeat-containing protein At2g32630. NCBI's taxonomy places the organism in Eukaryota, Viridiplantae, Streptophyta, Magnoliopsida, Fabales, Fabaceae. Gene Ontology annotation, molecular function: protein binding. The record is from RefSeq and is a predicted model, not a curated record. The coding region runs from base 46 to 1917 and encodes 623 amino acids. The transcript has a single exon.
GAUCCAUUUUUUCAUCACUAAUUUAUUUCGAUUUUGUGUAAAUCAAUGUGUUCCCAUAAGACUCUUUUGAGAAUCAUCAACAAAGGUGUGCCCUCUCCUCCAACCCAACAACAACUUCAACUUGCCCAUAACAUAAUCCACAACCUAACCAAUUCCAAAUGUUUCAAUUUCAAACCCAGCGUGGAACUUCAGUCCAUGAUCUCCUGCAUCACCCCCCACGUUACCUACCAUGUUCUCUCGGACCCCACUCUCCCACCUCACUAUUGCUUGGCCUUUUUCCACUUACUCCCAACCCACUCUGCACCCAAACCUGACCUUAAGGCCCACAUGAUUCUCCUUUAUAGGCUCUUCGAAGCUCGAAAAUUUGCCUCAAUGAGGAGCAUUUUGAAUUGUGUUGUCAAUGAUGUGGGAACUCGGUUCCCGGUUAGGAAUAUUUUUUCUUUGGUUGAUGAAUGUGAGCCCCAUUUUGUUGAGAAGCUGUGUGAUAUGUUGUUCAGGUUGUGUGCUGAUAAGAGGUUGUUUAAAGAGGCUUUUAAGGUAUAUGGUUAUGUGGAGGAAAGGGGGUUGGUAAUAGAGGAGAGGUCUUGCUUUGUGCUUUUGCUUGCUUUGAAGAGAUGUGGUGAGGUGGACUUGUGUCUUAGCUUCUUUCGCAGGAUGGUUGAGUCGGAUAGUGUUGAAAUUAUGGUGCAGUCUUUGACUGUUGUGAUCAAUGCAUUGUGUGGGAGAAGAGGUGUUAAGAAAGCCAAGGAGUUAUUGGUUGAGAUGUCGGAUAAAGGCAUAGUGAAACCAACUGCAUUUACUUACAAUACUUUGUUGAAUGCGUAUGUUGGGAGGAAGGAUCAAAGGGGUGUUGAUGAGAUUCUGAGACUGAUGGAGAAGGAGGGAGUUGUUCCUAGUUUGGUUACGAAUAGUAUUUUGAUUCAGUGGUAUGCAAGCUCUGGCAAUAUUGGGGAAGCUGAAAAGAUAUUUGAUGAAAUGCACAAAAGAAACAUGGAAAUGGAUGUUUAUAUCUACACAUCGAUGAUAAGUUGGAACUGUAGGGUAGGAAAUAUUAAAAGAGCAUCUGCUUUGUUUGAUGAUAUGACUCGGAGAGGCAUUGUUCCUAAUACUCAUACCUAUGGUGCAUUAAUUAGUGGUGUAUGCAAGGCAGGCCAAAUGGGGGCUGCGGAGAUCUUGUUAGAAGAGAUGCAAAAAAAGGGAAUUGACCUAAAUAUAGUAAUAUUUAACACGAUGAUGGACGGUUACUGUAAAAGAGGAAUGAUAGAUGAAGCUUUCAAACUGCAAGUUGUCAUGGAAAGUAAAAGAUUUGAACCAGACGUGUUUACAUACAAUAUUCUUGCUAGUGGGCUCUGUACAUUGCAUAGGUAUGAGGAAGCCAAGAGGACUUUAAAUAGUAUGGUAGAGAAAGGAGUGGCUCCAAAUGUUGUGACGUCCACUACAUUUAUUGAGAUAUAUUGUAAGGAAGGAAACCUUGCAGAAGCUGGGAGGUUGUUUAGGGAUAUGGAGAAAAAAGGAGUGGUGCCUAAUAGUGUUACAUAUAAUACUCUAAUAGAUGCAUAUUGCAAGAAAGAAAAAUUAAAUCAAGCUCAUAUUUUGAAAAUUGAAAUGGUGCAGAAGGGGUUACUGCCAGAUGUAUAUACAUACACAUCACUAAUACACGGGGAAUGUAUUGUUGGUAGGGUAGAUGAGGCACUGAAUCUUUUCAAUGAAAUGUUGCUAAAGGGCAUGAAUGGGAAUGUUGCAACAUAUACGGCAAUUAUUUCUGGUUUAUCCAAGGAGGGGAGAGCAGAUGAAGCAUUUAAGUUGUAUGAUGAGAUGAUGAGAAUGGGUCUAACACCAGAUGAUAGAGUUUUUGCUGCACUUGUUGGUAGCCUCCAUAAACCCGCUUCUCAUUCUGCUGUCUUUAAAACAAAAUAAGUAUGGGGAACAAAAGUAGACACUUCUGAUACCUUGUACUGAUCAAAUAUGGUUUAUCAAUUUCACAUGGAAAGGCAGUACUUACAUUCAUGGAUAAGAUUGAGGUCAUGAUUUUGUCCUUGCAUGCAAGCUAAAAAAAACCUGUAUGGUGAAAAUUCAUCUUCCACAUUACCAAAUCAGUGCUUGGGAGCACAAAUAUUCUGGUGUUGGGUAAUAUACAAAUCUUGUCUUUUUUCUUGUUUUUUGAUAAAUUAUACAUUCCUGAGUUUGGUGAUUGUAGACUUUGCUGGAGUUGUUUACAGAAGUGGUCAGAGAGAGAAAGAGGCUCUAGAUACCAACUAAAACUCUUCUAAAUAUGUGAAAUUUCCUGGGAAAAUUCCUGAUAGGCCACAUAAAUUGAUAUUUAAAUCUGAUU